Messenger RNA from Strongylocentrotus purpuratus (purple sea urchin), 1157 nucleotides. RefSeq lists its product as uncharacterized. The record is from RefSeq and is a predicted model, not a curated record. Bases 175 to 972 code for a protein of 265 amino acids. The transcript is spliced from 2 exons. Lineage: Eukaryota; Metazoa; Echinodermata; Echinoidea; Camarodonta; Strongylocentrotidae.
GAGGAGAAGGAGACGGAGAAGGAGAAGGAGAAGGAGAAGGAGCAAGGGAAUCUGAGGGCACAACAACAAGUAUCUAGGCCUACCACCAAAUAUUUCCCGACAAUUGCUACGCAUAACCGGUUUGAAAUAUUAUCCGAGAACACGGAAUCAGACAACAGUGCCAAGAGUGUAUCAAUGCCAAUGAAAGAUCAACUCCAUGAAUACAAGGCCAAGCACCUGAAGUUGUUCUCCAAAACCAACAUCACCCAUUCUGAAGUUAUCUCUGAUGACGCAACUGAUGACAGCGACGCAACUGUUGACAACGACGCAACUGAUGACAGCUCAGACCGAUCUUUGUCAACACCUACUAGUACUACUUCUACUUCACCACCAUACCAUGAGCAGAUGGAGGGAUACCGCCACCGACAUAGUGUGAUCCGCAACAAACGAGAUGUAGUUGUGGUCGGUGAUUCCAUGAUAAAACACAUCGACGGAAGACAUCUCUCCCGCAGCAAGAACGUGAGGUGCGUCUCUUUUCCCGGUGCAAAAGUGAGAGACAUAUUCACCUCUUCACCUUGCGAGUUUCUCAAGCCAGGGGGAGAACUGAUCAUCCACGCUGGCACCAACAACAUCUCUGAGGGUGCUGGUGAAGUUUGCCACCAAAUCACAGACCUCGGCAAGUCUGUUGCUGCCGAGGGGUUUAACGUCUCAGUCUCUACGAUCAUCCAUCGUAGAUGGGAGAGUGAAGCGGACAAGAAGCGGGUUGAUGAGAUCAACUAUCUGAUGGAGUUGGCAGCCAGCGAGAACAGAUGGGGCCUCAACAUCAACAAUGAUAUCAGCGAGCAGCAUCUCGGGCGUGAUGGCGUUCACCUCAACAGAGCCGGUCAACGAAUCUUGGCAGGCAACCUAAAACGCCUCAUCAACAGUGCUGACCAACCGACAACGAGGCCAUGGCUGGACUCAACGGUCGUCCGAUCAAGUUACAGGCAGUGAACCUGGAGCAAGGCGGCAUCAAGCCAUCUACCGAGAAAACCAGAGUCUUCAUUCUGCUGAGGAAAAAAGCAGCCCCGUUAAGUCCUACGCCGAAUCUGUUUCUGGGAGAUCUUUGGAUUUCAGUGCAGUCGAUCAGAGGUCACGACCGAAACCAGCCUUCAGACCAUCCAAGGUGGACAUGAAAG